CCUUCCUCUACCACCUCCUAAUUCUUGCAGCCCUUCACCAAACCUAAAGCUGCGAAGAUGACUAUUACAGAUGUGCUUGCCAAGGAUGACAUUAAAAAAGCCCUGGACAAUUUCCAAAAGCCCGGAAGCUUCAAUCACAAGGUGUUCUUCGACAUGGUUGGUUUGAAGAAGAAGGCGAAGACUGAUGUGGAGAAAGUCUUCAAAAUCCUCGACAAGGAUCAGAGUGGCUACAUUGAAGAGGAUGAGCUCAAACAUAUACUACAGUGUUUUGCACCCAAUGGAAGAGAUCUUGCCGAUAACGAAAUUCAGGCACUUCUCGCAGCCGGUGAUGAGGAUCAUGAUGGCAAGAUUGGGCAGUCAGAGUUUGUCAACCUCGUAGGUCAAGCAUGAAGUAACUGAACCAACCCAAGUCUCCAUUCGCCCUCACCGUCCGAUUCAGAACGGACCUCUGGGGAGAACCUCGGUUCAUGAGAAGUCCAUAUAGUUCCUACUAUUUAUUUGUACAUUUUAUACUCGUGUUUGUGCCGGAAGGUGCUGUCAAACAAAUAAAUGUCAAAAGAUAA
Molecule: messenger RNA, 563 nt
Organism: Hypanus sabinus (Atlantic stingray)
Lineage: Eukaryota; Metazoa; Chordata; Chondrichthyes; Myliobatiformes; Dasyatidae
Gene: pvalb6
Product: parvalbumin 6
Exons: 5
Coding region: 58-390 (110 amino acids)
Cellular component (GO): cytoplasm; nucleus
Molecular function (GO): calcium ion binding
Source: RefSeq, a predicted model, not a curated record